CAUCGAUUGGACGACGUCCCGGCAGUGCGGCGUCACCUGGUGAGACGCAGCUCCAGAGGACCAAUUGUCUACGCCGCCAAACAUCCAAUAAGCAGCCGGACGCCGUCACACGUCCAACCGGACCGCACGCCUCACGAGGUGUUCGUGGAGCUGAACGAGCUGGUGAUUGACAGGAACCAGGAGCUGCAGUGGAGGGAGACGGCUCGGUGGAUCAAGUUUGAGGAGGAGGUGGAGGAGGAGACGGAGCGCUGGGGGAAGCCCCACGUCGCCUCGCUGUCCUUCCGCUCGCUGCUGGAGCUCCGCAAAACCAUCUCGCACGGUGAGGCCAGGACCCUCGGCCCCCCCUAG
This is a messenger RNA of Etheostoma cragini (Arkansas darter), 348 nucleotides long. Its product is annotated as anion exchange protein 3-like. Gene Ontology annotation, cellular component: membrane. NCBI's taxonomy places the organism in Eukaryota, Metazoa, Chordata, Actinopteri, Perciformes, Percidae. Gene Ontology annotation, biological process: monoatomic anion transport. Gene Ontology annotation, molecular function: monoatomic anion transmembrane transporter activity. The record is from RefSeq and is a predicted model, not a curated record. The transcript is spliced from 2 exons. The annotation marks the transcript as partial.